Messenger RNA from Aureobasidium namibiae CBS 147.97, 1032 nucleotides. RefSeq lists its product as uncharacterized. NCBI's taxonomy places the organism in Eukaryota, Fungi, Ascomycota, Dothideomycetes, Dothideales, Saccotheciaceae. Gene Ontology annotation, molecular function: methyltransferase activity. The transcript has a single exon. The record is from RefSeq and is a predicted model, not a curated record. The coding region runs from base 1 to 1032 and encodes 343 amino acids.
AUGGACACUCCCCUGAGCACGCCUCCACGUACGCCCGAUACCAAAACUACAAUUCAAAUUACCGACAUUCGCUCUUCAACACACGAUAUCUCCCUGCUGGAAGAGCUCGAGGAAAGCCUCUCAGCAACCCCACCUAGAUUUCCAUCGUUACUUCUCUGGGACGAAAAGGGCUUGCAGCACUUUGAAGCCGUCACAUACUCUCCCGAAUACUACUUGACCAAUUGCGAGAUCGACCUUUUGAAACAACACAGCAAUAAAAUUGCCGAAGAGAUCGCCCCCGGCUCCAUCGUUUUGGAGCUGGGAAGUGGAUGUCUCCGAAAAAUCAAGAUCCUGCUCGACGCCUUGGAGGCCCAACGCAAACCCGUAUCCUACUAUGCUCUCGAUCUGAAUCGCUCCGAACUUGAAAGAACACUCAACGACAUCUCGCCGUCUUCGUUCCGAUACGUGAAAUGCCACGGUCUUCUCGGUACUUACGACGAUGGGCAGCGGUGGUUACAACAUAGACCCUUCGUCGGGCGUCCCAAAUGCAUACUUUCACUCGGCUCUACCAUUGGCAGCUCGCCACCUCCUGAGGCUGCCGAGUUCCUCCGUGGCUUUGCCAAAGCCGUCAAGAGCUCGACGGAGAGAACGAUGUUUGUUGUGGGUAUCGAUGGAUGCCAAGACACCGACAAGGUAUGGCUAGCAUACAAUGACUCAAAGGGCUGCAAUUCUCGCUUCAUCUCCAACCUCUUACUUCAUGCCAACAAGGUAUUGGGUUAUGAAGCCUUUGAUCCAAAAGACUGGAAAGUUGAAGGGGAUUGGAACGCACAGUGCGGAAGCCACGAUCAGUUCCUGAUUCCUCAACGGGAUCUAGUUGCUAGUGGCGUGGACUUGAAGAAGGGAGUGGGUCUGUACGUUGUCAGCAGCUACAAAUUCGACGAGGAAGAGCAGGAAAAACUAUGGGAGGAUGCUGGUCUGGAGCUUAGAAGCUGCUGGAGUACUGAGCCCCACAAGUAUACUCUCAACGUGCUGUCUGUGGAUGGUAGACCAUAG